Messenger RNA from Solanum tuberosum (potato), 1563 nucleotides. RefSeq names its product kinesin-related protein 4-like. Bases 134 to 1165 code for a protein of 343 amino acids. The record is from RefSeq and is a predicted model, not a curated record. The transcript is spliced from 2 exons. Lineage: Eukaryota; Viridiplantae; Streptophyta; Magnoliopsida; Solanales; Solanaceae.
CAUUCUUCUAAGCACAAGAUUCAGAAAGGGAAAAAAAAGGUCCCCAAAGAUCAUCAUCCCAACACUUCUUCAAACCGCAAGACCUCAAAUAACUUAAACAACAUUUUCAAGAAGAAUAGAAAGAAAGAAGAGAAUGAAAGGUGCUAGAAGAGGAAAAGGACCUCCUUCAGCAGAUCUUUUAGUAUGUUUUCCAUCUAGAGCACAUUUAACCCUUAUGCCAAAACCAGUAUGUAGCCCAGCAAGACAUUCAGAUUCAAGCAAACGCCACCACAAUCAUGAUCUCAAGAAAAUUAGCACCAGAAUUGGUGGAGCUCCAGCCCAAUCUAGUCCUCUUCUUUGGGCUAAAUCCAAGAAUUCAGAGAUAAUCUCAGAGCCCACUUCACCAAAAGUCACUUGUGCAGGGCAAAUCAAGGUAAGGCCAAAACAGGGGAGUUCAUGCAAGAAUUGGCAAUCAGUGAUGGAAGAAAUAGAGAAGCUACACAACAGAAAGGCUCAAAAGAAGAAAGGUGCUAAUUGGAUGGAAGCAAUUGGAAUUAAGAAAGAUGUAAUGCAAUUCUUAACAUGUCUUCGUAACAUAAGGUUUGAGUUUCGAUGCUUCGGUUCAUUUCCAACAACAACUCAUGACAUUACUUCUGAUGACGAGGAGGAGGAGGAGGAUGAUGGAGAUGAAUUAGAACGAAGAGGAAUGAAUCAAAUAGGUAGAGAUUUAAAUGAUCGCGAAGACGAUGAUGAUGAAGAAGAAUCUUCAAAAACUGUAUUCUCCAAAUGGUUCAUGGUUUUACAAGAUGAAAAUCAGAAAACAGAGCUCACUAAAACAGAGCGCGAUAAUAAUAAUGAUGAUGAUGAUAAUGUUCCUAUUUGUGUGCCACCACCUAAUGCACUUUUACUCAUGCGUUGUCGUUCUGCUCCCCCGAAAAGCUGGCUUCAAGAAACACAACAAGUACAAAAAGAAGAAGAGGACGAGGAUGAGGAGGAGGACAAUGAAGAAGAAAAGAAAGCGAAAUCGACAAUGGAAGAAAUGGAAAACAAGAAGAAAAACGAAAACUUCGUAGUGAUGAGAUAUGGAAAUGAUUUUCACAAAUUUUCAGCAGAUAUAGCAAAGGAGACAUGGGUUGUGGGUGGUGUUAGAGAUCAAUUAUCGAAAAGUCGAAGCUGGAAAAGAUAAUUAUAUAUAUAACGCGUUACUCAUCAGUUAAGAAAUUGCAGCCUUCCAAAUAACACGAAGUUACAAAGGUUGUACAUGUGAAUCAACUCCUAAAGCAAAAUAGGCACAAGGAAAGAGCAAUAGAGCGGAUCAACCUACAAGAUCAACUAUACAAGCUCGUUGUUUUUUCUACUUACAUAAUUUUCUUCGUAUAAGAUUAUAUAUAUUUUUCUGGUGUUUGGAUUUGGUAAUUAUCUUUGAGUUUGUGUUGGUAUUCUCAACUCGAAAGAAUCGAGCUUUUGUUAUUUGAUUCUUGGGAGUGUGGAACCGUUGUGUAUACUUUGCUAAAGAAUUUUUCUUUCAAUUUUCUAUUAUUUGUGCUUUGUUGUUUCAUCAACCAAUGUAUGUAUUUUAGUGAA